Molecule: messenger RNA, 1356 nt
Organism: Chlamydomonas reinhardtii
Lineage: Eukaryota; Viridiplantae; Chlorophyta; Chlorophyceae; Chlamydomonadales; Chlamydomonadaceae
Exons: 9
Coding region: 118-1224 (368 amino acids)
Cellular component (GO): membrane
Source: RefSeq, a predicted model, not a curated record
CUACCUGCCGUCGAGAUUUCAUUACCCGCAUCCAAUACUCUGUGGCGGCACCGCCGUCGUACGCUGUGCCUUCAUGCACACCCUGUCAUACAUGUCCGUACGUCAUUACCGGUAAUAAUGCUUGUAGGCACUCGGGCUCAGUCGGUCGGAGUGCAAUGCUUUGAAGACGACUACACCGUCCGCCUGGUCAACAACGCCAGCCACCCCUUCCUGGCCAACGGCCUGAAGCAGGGCCGAGUUCAGGCCUGGCUGGGAACCGGGUGGGGCUACGUGUCAAGCUCUGGCUUCACGAACGAGGAUGCGCAGGUGGUGUGUAGGCAGCUCAAGCUGCCUACUGUUGGAGCCUAUGUAUUUGGCAACGUGGAGCCGUUCGUCGGCAACCCUGGACGUCUGAUCCUGCCCGGCCUCAAGUGCACUGGCACAGAGUCAUUCCUGGGUGACUGCCCCGUGGACAAGACGACCGCGACACCAACCCAGGAGCCCGCCUUCAUCUUCUGCCAAGAGCCCACGUUCGCUGUACGACUCGCCGGCGGCGCGCACCCGUCUGAGGGCCGUUUGGCUGUGGACGUGGUGUGCCGACAGGCUGGCUUUGAGACCACGCCGCUCAACCCGCCUUCCUACAUGAAUUUUUCCACCUCGGGCAUCCCCGAUGCGCGACCCAACUACGGCAUCACAACCAUUAUGAACUGCCCGCCAGGAGCCAGUUCCAUCACUCAGUGCGGCAACUUCACCAAUGACUUUGAAAGGAAAUGGACCCUCCCGUCCAGCUGCGCCAGCCCUGGUCUGGAUGUGGUGGUCAAGUGCUACCAGCGCCCACCGCUGCGAACAGAUGUCGUCUCUCGCUCAUUGUGUACGGACCCCUGGAGCACUCAGUCUCCCAUCUCUCCCGAAGCUGGAGUAACCGCCAUGCUGGUUGGAGAGUUUGAUGACCAAGUUGUGGGCGAUCGCUCGCAGGAUGUCCUGCUCCUCAAGUACGGUGCGGACGGCAAGCUCAUCGGUCACGCUGCAUUCGGCCGCCCCUGGGGGUCCACCUUCUCAGCAGAGGCUGAUUACGACUUCGGCCCGACGCCCAAGCCCGACGUCCUCCUGCUUGCCGACAUGACCGGGAGCGGCCGCGACUCGUUGGUCGCCGUCACGUCCACUCAGGUUAAGGUGAGUGGCAUGUUUGGCGAUGCGUACGGACACACGUGCGGGCAAGUUUCCCACAGCCAGAUGGUGGUGUAGCGUCGCUUCUGCGGUGGUUGCUGCAGAACGUCUCAGGAAAGCGCAGGCGCGUCGAUUGGGGGCCAAAGGCGAGAAGGCGGGAAAGGGCGGGAAAAGGCGAGCACACGGUUCGUGCAAACUCGCAACCCGGUU